AUCUUAAUGCCAAGCUCACCAAUCACAAGAGAGAAGUCUCAAGAACAACUCACCAAGUCAUCUCAUUUCCCCAUACCUCAUUAUUAAUUUCUCUGUCUCCUCUAUAUUUUAUUCUCUCUUUGUGUUUUAUUUUUUUUAUUUUUGAGAGAAAAAAAUUCUUCUCUUUUGGGGAUAGAUUCCACACCAAUUUGCUGUACUUGUCAAGGUAGAAGAAGCCAAGAACUGUUUCUGGAGAGGAAAAAGAUCGAUUUUUGGGUUGGUUGGGCGGAGAAAUCCCAAGAUAUUGCAACUGGGGGAUCUCGGGAGGAGGAUUUGCUCGAGUUCUUGCUCCAAUUUGGGCUCGAAUCUGCCUCGGGAACCGCGAGGGAGAAAAAAAGGAGCAGCCUUUCGAGCUCGCAGUGGUCGGAGGGCGCGGCCUUGGAGCGGUCGGGAGGGGCGUGUGGCGUGGUGAUGCCGCGGCGUGCUUGAUUUGGUUGAGCGAGCGAGCUCGAUUCGUGGGCGGCGGCGUGGCGUCGCCGGAGAUGGGGUCCAGCGGCGAGGAGCUGCUCAAGAAGAUCCGGGAGCUGGAGGUGGGGCAGGCGCAGCUCAAGCAGGAGAUGUCCAAGCUCAUCCCGCCCGUGGGCGGCGGCGGCGGAAGCAGCGCCGCGGAGCGGAGGAGGUCGCAGUCGGUGUCGCCUCGCCGCGGCGCGCCGCCGCUGCCGUCGACGCCGGCGAGGCGGCUGCCCGGGGCGUUCGAGGGGGGCCCGCGCGCCUGGGCGCGCGGCUCCGCGUCGUUCCCGCACUCGUCGCCGCUGCAGCGCGAGGGCCGUGCUGCCGGUGCCGCCGCGGUGGCCGCGGGCGGCGGGUUGACGGAGAAGCAGUACGCCAGGGCGCUGCAGUCGCUGGGGCAGUCCGUCCACAUUCUUGACCUCGAUGGGAGGAUCAUAUACUGGAAUCGAUCUGCAGAGAAACUGUAUGGUUAUCCAGCAUCAGAAGCACUUGGUCAGGAUGGCCUCAUGCUGCUGAUUGAUUCCUGUGAUAUUAAUGUUGUAAAUGACAUCUUCCGACGCAUUUCCUUGGGUGAGAGUUGGACCGGAAAGUUUCCAGUUAAGAACAAAGCAGGAGAUAGAUUUUCAGCCGUUACCACCAACACUCCUUUUUAUGAUGAGGAUGGCAGUUUGGUGGGCAUUGUUUGUGUUUCGACUGAUUUGCGCACAAUGGAGGAGAUAGUCAGUAGCCCUUCAAUCUCUGCAAGGCCCCAUCCAGAAUCAUCUAGGCCCUUUUGUGAAGCUAGUUGCAGCAACAACAACCGCAAAUCCAAUUUAUUGAGCAGAAGCCCAUUUGACUCUCAGCAACCCUUGCAGUCUACUAUUGCCUCCAAGAUAACAAAUUUGGCUACGAAGGUCACAAAUAAAGUUCGUUCUCGAGUCAGGACUGAUGAGAAUGGCAUGGAGCGGGAAGGUGGUAGUGGUGAGAGUCAUUGUUCAGAUCGUGAUACAAAGGAGGAGCCAACAUCAACUGGAACAACUACGCCAAGAGGGGAUGCACCACGUGGAGCCUUUGCUACCGAAGAGAAUUCCCCUGGGAAAUCCACCAAAGCAAACAGUGAUGAAUCAGAAGGAAAAAUAGGGCUCCACAAGAUCUUGAGUUCAAAGGCAGAGGCACUGCUGAACAAGAAAGGGAUAUCAUGGCCUUGGAAGGGGCGGGAGAAUGAUGGACCUGAUGUGAAGAAUCAAGUGGCCUGGCCAUGGUUGCAUGGGGAGCAAGAUAGCAGCCAGAAUCAUCAGAAAUUUCCUGAUUCUGCCAUAACUCAAGAUGGUCAAGGUGCUGAAUAUAACCAACCUAACAAAAACGAGGCAUCAGGUUCCUGGUCCUCUUUCAACAAUAACAGCACAAGUAGUGCAAGCAGCACGGGCAGUACUAAUAGCAGUGCUCUUUACAAAGUAGAUCAUGAAGCGGACUGUUUGGAUUAUGAGAUCCUGUGGGAAGACCUUGUCAUUGGAGAACAAAUAGGUCAAGGUUCGUGUGGAACAGUAUAUCAUGCUUUGUGGUAUGGCUCGGAUGUGGCUGUUAAAGUUUUCUCUAAGCAAGAAUAUUCAGAAGAAGUGAUACAGACCUUUCGACAAGAGGUAUCCCUUAUGAAGAAGCUACGGCAUCCUAAUAUACUGCUCUUCAUGGGUGCGGUUACAUCUCCACAACGUCUCUGUAUCGUAACAGAGUUCCUCCCGCGUGGAAGUUUGUUUCGCUUACUUCAAAGAAACAAUACCAAGUUGGACUUGAGACGACGUGUUCACAUGGCUUUAGAUAUUGCAAGGGGCAUGAAUUAUCUUCACCAUUCCAGCCCACCAAUUAUUCAUCGGGAUUUAAAAUCAUCCAAUCUUUUGGUUGAUAAGAACUGGACUGUGAAGGUUGCAGACUUUGGUCUUUCACGUCUCAAGCGUGAAACAUUCCUCACAACAAAAACUGGAAAAGGAACGCCACAAUGGAUGGCUCCAGAAGUGUUGCGGAAUGAGCCUUCUGAUGAGAAGUCUGAUGUUUAUAGUUAUGGGGUUAUACUGUGGGAGCUCGUCACUCAGAAGAUACCCUGGGAAAAUCUUAAUUCGAUGCAGGUCAUUGGUGCCGUAGGUUUCAUGAACCACAGGUUGGAGAUUCCUAGUGAAACAGAUCCUCAGUGGACAUCACUUAUCCUGAAUUGUUGGGAAACUGACUCGCAACUCCGGCCAUCGUUCCAACAACUUCUAGAGAGACUUCGAGAACUGCAAAGGCAGUACAACGUCCAGACCCAGAUGCAGCGAAAUGCAUCCGCCGCUGCGAAGAACAGCAUUGAGGAAUGAAGAUCCCAUACGAAUGAUCUAUCAACGACAAUUUCGCAGGCGGUACAGCGACAUGCUUAGCCUGAUCAGGAUUCACAAUCACACCUGUGUGGCUGCUGCUGCUGCUGCUGGUUGAUACAAGCCAUUGCUGAAGAUUGUGCAGAUGAGGAGCUGCCUCCUGUAAUUCCCUGGCCUGAAAGUUCAGUUCCAACCUGCAGCAGCUUCAGAAUCCUGACCAAGGUAGAGUAGUGAGCUGAGGCUGGCACUUCUGGUGAAUUCUUCCAUGACAACCCCUCCUGAUUAACACCUUGUCGGAUGUUGAUCAAAGCUUGAAUUCUGUAACACGAAGGCGAUGAUGAUCGACAACCAAAUUGUAUUCAGAGUUGCUGGUCCUGAUCAUGCAUGAAAGUUGCAUCAUCAGCAUUGUAAGGUUCAACUUGUUUUUUUUUUUUGUUCUGCACUCUUCUGCUUCCUGUCACUGUAACCAUGUUCUUCAGAGUCCAAUGACAACCACAUCAUUCUUGCUGCUUC
Molecule: messenger RNA, 3323 nt
Organism: Oryza brachyantha (malo sina)
Lineage: Eukaryota; Viridiplantae; Streptophyta; Magnoliopsida; Poales; Poaceae
Product: probable serine/threonine-protein kinase SIS8
Exons: 13
Coding region: 522-2813 (763 amino acids)
Biological process (GO): regulation of DNA-templated transcription; protein phosphorylation
Molecular function (GO): ATP binding; protein kinase activity
Source: RefSeq, a predicted model, not a curated record